UAAUCCAACCUGCGAUUUAUUGUCAAGCACACGUCUGAGGUGAUUUCGUUCCAUCACUCUGCGCCGGUCAAAGUACUUGCCAAUUACCAUGACCGCGCCGCCGCUACUUUUUCUACCAUUGUACUCAUGAGCAACAACAUCAUGUCCGAACAGUACCCGACGUUGGCGCAAUGCGCGCUUGUCGCGGCCGCCUUCAAGAUUCUGCUUUUCCCAGCAUAUAAAUCCACCGACUUCGAAGUGCACCGCAAUUGGCUCGCCAUUACCAACAGCUUGCCGCUUUCUCAAUGGUACUACGAAAAGACGUCGGAAUGGACCCUCGAUUACCCUCCCUUCUUCGCCUACUUCGAAUGGACCUUGUCCCACAUCGCGCGACUCGUGGACACGGCCAUGGUCCGCAUACACAAUCUCGACUAUGACAGUUGGCAGACGAUUUACUUUCAGCGCACCUCAGUCAUUGUGACUGAGGUCAUGCUUGUCUACGCCCUCCAAUUGUUUAUGGAAACCUCGCCGCUGCAGUCAAGGAGAGCAGCGCAUGUUGUCGCGUUGUCCAUCAUUCUCUCGCCUGGACUGCUCAUCAUUGACCACAUUCAUUUCCAGUACAAUGGCUUCAUGUAUGGGAUUUUGGUGUGGUCCUUGGUACUUGCGCGCUGUAAGACCACCCUGCUGUCUAGCGGCCUCAUCUUUGCGGCCUUGCUGUGUUUCAAACACAUUUACCUAUACCUGGCGCCAGCUUACUUUGUGUUUCUACUCCGCACCUAUUGCCUGUCGGCCAAGUCCAUCUUCCGUCCACGGAUCUUCAACUGCAUCAAGCUAGGUGGGGGUAUCGCGGGCAUCUUAGGGGCAGCCUUUGGCCCGUUUGUGUUCACGGAGCAAAUGCCACAGAUGCUCAGCCGUUUGUUCCCAUUCUCGAGGGGCUUGUGCCAUGCUUACUGGGCACCAAACGUCUGGGCCAUGUACUCGUUCACCGAUAGGGUCCUCAUCCACCUUGCCCCUCGUUUGGGAUUGACACUGAAAGAAGACGCUCUGUCCAGCGUAACGCGCGGACUUGUCGGCGACACAGCGUUUGCUGUGCUUCCCGAGAUCACCCCAAGGACGUGUUUAAUCCUCACUCUGUUCUUCCAGAUCCUGCCCCUUCUGAAGCUCUUUUCGAAACCUACAUGGGAGAACUUCAUUGGCGCUGUCACUCUUUGCGGAUACGCCUCGUUUCUGUUCGGAUGGCAUGUGCAUGAGAAGGCCAUCUUGCUGGUGAUCAUCCCCUUCAGCCUGGUGGCGCUCAGGGAUCGACGACACUUCGGCGCGUUCAAGCCGCUGGCUGUCGCGGGUCAUGUUUCGCUCUUCCCUUUGCUCUUCACGCCGGCCGAAUUUCCCAUCAAGACGAUAUACACCAUCUUCUGGCUGGUCUUAUUCCUGAUGAUAUUUGAGCGGAUGGCGCCAGCGUCGAAAAAGCCGCGUUUCUUCCUUCUGGACCGCUUCAGCACCCUUUAUAUUGCAGUGAGCAUUCCACUCAUUGCCUACACUUCUCUCCUGCAUCAGAUUGUGUUUGGGAAACGCUACGAGUUCCUGCCCCUGAUGUUUACCAGCUCUUACGCCGCCAUUGGGGUAUUUGGGAGCUGGGUGGGUUACAUGGUUGUGUAUUUCACCGCAUAAGGAACAGAGAAAAGGACCUCUUCCAGAACCAUCAAAUCAAAACAUUGCCUUCAAGAGAGUUGUGUGUGCGAAUGAUUGGAACAUGUUGCCCUGGUUUAAUACAUGGCCUUUGUUUGAUGAGUCAGCAGUUUUACCGUCAGGGGAGCAGUGGGUUCCGGCUCACGUGGAGACGGGAUGUGAUGCAUCGCCCACGCCAGGGCGCGUGUCAUGAGGCUUUGCUUUCGACACCGAACAGACAGCGAAAGGAACAAGGGUCAUGUCGCUGCGAGGUCGAAUCGCAAUACAAAAUACAGUGAAAGCACAAGAAUCCAAGCUUAAUGCUCAGCUACUCCGUAGGGGGUGUCUUUAUUGACUUGAAGAUUACCCGAUUGGGAUACUAGAUGUCUAAGUGAACGUUGAACCAUAACAACAAGGCAAAGGACACUGUACAAUGCACCAAGCUUACGAUAGUACACUCAGAC
Messenger RNA from Emericellopsis atlantica, 2108 nucleotides. RefSeq names its product glycosyltransferase family 57 protein. Gene Ontology annotation, molecular function: dolichyl pyrophosphate Glc1Man9GlcNAc2 alpha-1,3-glucosyltransferase activity. The transcript is spliced from 3 exons. NCBI's taxonomy places the organism in Eukaryota, Fungi, Ascomycota, Sordariomycetes, Hypocreales, Bionectriaceae. Gene Ontology annotation, cellular component: endoplasmic reticulum membrane. The record is from RefSeq and is a predicted model, not a curated record. Gene Ontology annotation, biological process: protein N-linked glycosylation. Bases 127 to 1647 code for a protein of 506 amino acids.